Messenger RNA from Centropristis striata (black sea bass), 1734 nucleotides. RefSeq names its product epithelial membrane protein 2-like. Gene Ontology annotation, cellular component: plasma membrane. The transcript has 5 exons. Bases 290 to 781 code for a protein of 163 amino acids. NCBI's taxonomy places the organism in Eukaryota, Metazoa, Chordata, Actinopteri, Perciformes, Serranidae. The record is from RefSeq and is a predicted model, not a curated record.
GCCCACAGAAGUUGUGGAAAUAGUGUGUGUGAGUAAAGUAGACAGAAAGAAGGAGAGGGUGGGCCUGGGAGCAGAGAGUAGAGUGGGAGGGGGAAAAGAGUCAGAUUAUGUGCUCAAGCAAGCCAGAGGCUUGUCUGGGGUGUGGACUUAAAAAGAGGGCUGGGUAAAAGUGGGCGGACGAGUAGUUCCUAGUGAUUGUGCAUUUAGACUCUGAGUCUGAAAUUAGUAUCCUUCAGAACAGCAGGAAUUAGACUUGAAGAGACUCACAGCCAUCAAACACACUGCCAUCAUGCUGAUCCUCCUCGCUGCCAUCUUUGUUAUCCACAUCAUUGGCAUCAUCCUCCUCCUGGUGGCCACCAUCGACAAUGCCUGGUGGAUGACUGACACUAUAUCCACUGAUGUCUGGUCCCGCUGGGUGCAGACCAACGGAGUGUGGAACCUCACUGAUCUCCCCACAGGAUCACACUACCCACAGGAUUACCUCCAGGCAGUGCAGGCCAGCUCAGUGCUCGCUUGUAUAUUCUCCAUCCUGGGCAUCUUUGUGUUUGUGGCUCAGCUCUUCACCCUGCCUAAAGGACAGAGGUUCACCAUCUCUGGCAUCUUUCAGCUUCUUGCCUGCCUGUGCAUCAUGAUCGCAGCCUCCAUCUACACAGACAUCUUCCACAAAGACGAGAAGUUCGGCUGGUACGGUCACUGCUUCAUCCUGGCGUGGAUCGCUUUCGCUCUCACGUUCAUCUCCUCCAUCACUUACUUUGUGCUACGUAAGAAGACGGCGGCGUGAGAAGGACACUAGAGCUAGCUCCAACCAGCCCAAAACCAUUGCCUGGAUCUACUCUUUCAGCUGAAAUCUGGUUUUAGUCACACAUGGUGUAAACAAUGUUUAUAUUUGACAUCAGAUUCAAGCUGCUGGUGUAUUUUCAGCUACGCACAAAGCGAACCUGUUGAUCCCCUCAAAUACACUAGUGUUUAAUUGAGUCUGCUGUCAGGGUUUUACACUUAAUGGAGUGUGUGGAUACCUCUGCAGUAAAAGGCAAGCUCAAUCAACCACACUUGUAUUUCAGUGUAUUUAACCGUGAAUUUGGGCUGGAUUUUUAAGGCAUCUUAAGAUUAAGAACAUUUUAGUUGUUACCUAAAAAAAAUGUUGCCUUACAAUAUAACAUGCUAUGAUAAAUUAAGAUCGAGCAAUAUUUUGGGCUUUUAACAAAAGCAGGUAAAGUCUGUGGUCUUUUUUUUUUUUCAAUGCUCAUUUACAACCCUGAUUCCAAAGAAGUUGGGACGCUGUGUAAAACAUUAAUAAAACAUGAAUGUAUCAAAUUUGGAGUGUAUAUUUACAAAAACAAAAGUUUAUCAGUUUAAAUGUUAAAUAUAUUGUCUUUGUACAGUCAAUAUAUGUCACAAAGGAUCAGCAAUUCUGUUUUAUUUACAUUUUAGACAACGUCCCAACUUUUUUUGGAAACAGGGUUGUACAUAUUGAUUAAAAGGUUAUUAUUGGAUAGAAGGGCGAGUUUAUAUUAUUAUUUUUCAGUUUUUUCAUUGUUAGUUUAUCAAUUUUAUUCCAUUUAUCUGCUCCGGUCUUACUUCAUAUAAUGCUCCACUAAUUGAUAUGAUAGCACUACGGCAAAGCUGUGCCUGUUUUAAAAGUCUUUAAAAAUCCAUUUAUAUAUGUCGCCUGUUGUGUGUAAUCUAAUGAUAAGAAUAUGUGAUGAUAUAAAAUAUAAAAUGAGUAAAAUAAUA